Molecule: messenger RNA, 3643 nt
Organism: Thamnophis elegans (Western terrestrial garter snake)
Lineage: Eukaryota; Metazoa; Chordata; Lepidosauria; Squamata; Natricidae
Product: zinc finger protein 260-like
Exons: 2
Coding region: 220-2088 (622 amino acids)
Cellular component (GO): nucleus
Source: RefSeq, a predicted model, not a curated record
UCCGGCAAGGCUGCUCCUGGGCUCCGCUCCGGGCAGGUGGGGCUCCCGCUCUCCCUCGGGCUGCCAGGAGGGCUUCUCCCCGCCAGGAGGAAGGUAGCCCCGAAUCGGUGCCAGGAGGAAGGUGCCACCAGGAAAACCUUUGGACAAAGUUCUGCUUGCAGGAUCCAAUCUGGGUCAGUCACCAAGGCCAGAGGUUUCAUCUUCUCGGCUUUCGGACUCAUGCUGGAGCCCCUCCCUCCUCCUGCCCAUCGUUCAACCUUUUGGCCAAAGUUCUGCUUGUUUGAAUUUCCUUCAAUAGAAAUCCCUGGAAGUGAGCAGCCCCUGGAGACUAUGCAGAGGGGGGAACACGUUGGCCACAGGUCCCCCCAGAGGAAUCAGGGGAGACUCUCCAAAUGCUCCGAUUGUGGGAAAUCCUUUGCUUACCGGUCCCUCCUUUUGAUUCACCGGAAGCUGCACACGGGGAAUGGAUCCCACCUGUGUUUCCUUUGUGGGAAAUCCUUUCCUGGAGUGUGGAGCUUUGCCAAACAUGUCCGGAGCCACCCAGGACUGAAGCCUUACAAAUGUGGAGAGUGCAGGGAGCGUUUUGCUAAAGGCUCGGACCUUGGAGCCCAUCAGCGAAUCCACCAGGGAAAGAGAUCUCAGGAGUCCUGGAAGCGCUGGGGAAGAUUUCCUGAGAGACGGCGUCUCUCUAGGCCUCAGAACAGCCCGACUGAAGAGAAGCCCUGCAAGUGUGUGCAAUGUGGGCUGUGCUUUUCCCAAACCUCGCAGCUGCUUAAACAUCAGCAAAUCCAUACCGGAGGGAAACCUUAUCAAUUUCUGGAGUGUGGGAAAUCUUUCCGUUACAAACAAUUGUUUAGAAGACAUGAGAAAAUUCACAAAGCGCAGAGUCCUUAUAAAUGCCUAGAAUGUGGGAAGUGUUUCACUCGGAGCUCAUCUCUUUGCAAACAUCAUAAAACACACACAAAGGACGAAAACAAAAUGUGCCUAGAAUGUGGGAAAUCUUUUUCCAGCAAAUCAUCCCGGCUGAAACAUCAGAGAAUUCACACUGGGGAAAAACCCUUUCAGUGCCCAAAAUGUGGGAGAUGUUUUGGCUAUAAAUCAUGUCUAAUCAGACAUCAGAAAAUUCACACCGGAGAAAGACCCCAUCAAUGCCCAGACUGUGGGAGAUGUUUUAUUCAGAAGGGACACCUAAUUCGACAUCAGAAACUUCACACUGGGGAUAGACCCUAUAAAUGCCCAAAAUGUGAGAAAAGAUUUGCAGGUUCUUCUGAACUUAGGAAACACCAAAGAACGCACUGUGGAGAAAAACUAUAUAAAUGUAAUGAUUGUGAUAAAUGUUUUUCUUUUAAAGAAACUCUUUUUGAACAUCAGAGUAUCCAUACAGGUGUGAAGGCCUAUAUGUGCAUCGAGUGUGGAACAUUUUUCCGUACAGUACGAAGCCUGAGAAGUCAUGAGAACGUUCACAGAGGGGGAAAAAAGUUCAAAUGUUUAGAAUGUGGGAAAGCAUUUGCUUAUGGAUCAUCCCUUAGAAUUCACUGGCAAACCCACACGGGUGAAAAAUGCCACAAAUGCUCAGUGUGUGAGAAAUCUUUUAACCGUAAAUAUACACUUUGGAAGCAUCAGAGAAGCCACUUAGAGAAGCAAUAUAAAUGUCCAGAAUGUGAGAAAACUUUCCGUAGCAGAUAUUAUCUUAGAAAACACGAGAUGAUUCACAAAGGAGAGGAGCCUUCCAAGCCUGUGCAGAAAAAUGAAAAGUGCCCAGAAUGUGGGCGGUGUUUUGGCUACAAGUCACACCUAAUUCGACAUCAGAGACUUCACACUAAAGACAGACCCUAUCAAUGCUCAGAAUGUGAGAAAACAUUUGUGGAGGCUGCUGAACUUCGGAGACAUCAGAAGGGGCACACAGGAGAGAGGCCCUAUAAAUGUGGGGAGUGUGGGAAAAGUUUUCUCACAGCAACACUGCUUCGGGUUCAUCUGAGAAUCCACACGGGGGAGAAGCCAUACCUAUGUGUGGAGUGUGGGAAAGGUUUUUCCCAAAAACAACACCUUGGGAGGCAUCAUAAGAUCCAUUCACGAGUGAAGCCAUAGAGAUGCAGAGUGUUGUAAUGUUUUGUUCAAAGGGGAGACAUGAGAAAAAUGACAUGGGAAAAGCCCUAAUAGGCCCUGAUGGUACAACAGUUUUUCAUAGUUGUUCAACUCUUAGAAGCCAUAUAAGAGAUCAUAAAGGGGAGAAAAAUUAGAAACUCUUAGAUCGUGGGAGAGCAUUCUCUUGUCAAUUGUACCUUAAAAAUCAAACUCUAAUCCAUAUAGCAAAAGAUGCAAUUUAAAAGCUUGAAGUGUGAUGUAUCAGGGCUUGGAAUGUGGCAAAGUUUUCUAUAUGAUCAUCAGAUCUUCGGAUGCACAUGAAAAAUCCACACAGGAGGAAAACCUUGCAGGUGUGAGUAACAUGUGCUUUGUGCGCAUGUGUGAGCUGCGGAAUGGUCGGUUGCUUUUCGCUCUGGCGAGACAGGCAGAAGGAAUGCUGAAAACACCACCGGUUUCAGCUACAAGUCUUUCAGAAAGGAGCCCUAAUGGUAGAGUAUGACCCAGGGGACUCGGGCAGGCGAUCAGCUGGGGAGUCACUGUUCUCGGCUGGCUCCCAGCCUAUGCGGUGUUUUUGCUCGUUUCUUUGGCCGAGCAGCGAAGAUGGCGGUUUCAUGCUGGCGACGCCGCUUCCGGCAGUGUUAACGAGGCCGGCGCCUUGCAACUCUAUUUCCUGUUCGGGAGACCCAGCAGAGCCACUCUGGACUGGACUGAACAGGGGACUAUCGUGCCAGGGAGGGGGUAGCUCGCCCGGAUGGUGCCAAAGGAGAUCGAUCGGCAGGUUUUGUUGUCACCGUUAUGCCCCCCCCAGGCACCCCCCCUCGCGUAUCACCUCAACAGCUUGCAGCGACCCUGCCGGUCUUGUUCCGGCUUUCUAUUUAUUUUUAUGACACUGGAAGGAGCCUGUGGAUUUGCACCAGUCUAUCAUCAGCAUUGGAGAGUGGGGUGGCCGAUUCACGCGGCGCUGGAUGGCAGCCUUGGAUGGAAGGGGGCUUUUCUUGGUGUCUUUGCGACCAUCCCCCCACCCCCCUGGCUCUACUCGAUCAGAGCCUCUUUGCAGUGCAACCCUCCCCCGCCUUCUUCUGCAAUUACGGAGUCUACUUCCUUUCUUUACCACCUUUACCAUCUGGCUCUCUCUGUUUACUUUGUUUACGAACUUGGACUCUCGGACUUCCAGAGCUACGCCGCUGCUCCUUUUGUUGCGACUACGGCUGCCCACCGCUACCCCAAGAAUAUUAUUCCAACUAUCAGGGACAUCACUCCAUCUGCCCUCUAUUUUACAAUCGCCCACCCAACACGGCUUUCUUUUGGACCUUGACUUUGGGUGCUCUUCAGGACCUGAGGAAGGGAGAGGGGCGGAGCAGCUCUCCCUCCUCCUUCCGCAUCAUUAACUAUCUUAACCGUACUUGCGCAGUGCUCCGCACAUUUUAGGAAUGUAGUGUGAAUGGUGUGCCUGGCUGAUGUUUGUACCCACCUUUUUAACCUCAUAUUGUUGUAUUUUUUGUGUUUAAUUAACAUAUGUGGGGAUUGCAUGGAUGAGUGGCUGUGCAUGUAUGUGAGG